AUGUUGAUUCCGUACCACUGGUGGCUGCUGUUUGAGACGGUUAGCAAUGUGCUACCGCUGCUCGGUAUGAAGGGAUCGUUCGAGCGUUUUGAGCAAUUUUUGGGCGAAGAGUACAUCGACUUCGAUCUACGUGUGCGUAAGUUCAAUCGCACUACGAUGACCUUAAAUGGUACGAUCUACAUAAAUAAACGCAUAGAUGAUACGAUUCAGUUCUCAAGUAACAUUUUUCUUAGCCGGUUGGGAAAUCAACAGUUUCAGCAUUAUCCAAUGCACCUGCCAACCCAAGGCCUCUGUGAGAUGAUACAGCACGUGCAUGACGAGUACACGUCAGCUAUUGAAGAUAUUGUCAACGUUCCCAGCGCUUCCGAGUGUCCGAUUGAAAAGCGUGCGAUGUACGUACGGGACAAGAUAGUGCCGAUGGACGUGAUACCGGAUUCUUUGUCCAGCGGUCUGUGGAAGCUGGUGAUAUCUGGCGAGCUGAACGACACGAUAGUUAUACGGUUUAUGGUUAGUGCUCGGUUGAGCGAUGACUAUGGGUUUGGAUUUUGAAAUCAUGGUAGC
Anopheles gambiae (African malaria mosquito) is the source of this 561-nucleotide messenger RNA. RefSeq lists its product as uncharacterized. The coding region runs from base 1 to 549 and encodes 182 amino acids. Lineage: Eukaryota; Metazoa; Arthropoda; Insecta; Diptera; Culicidae. The record is from RefSeq and is a predicted model, not a curated record. The transcript is spliced from 2 exons.